Sinocyclocheilus anshuiensis is the source of this 4224-nucleotide messenger RNA. Its product is annotated as bromodomain and PHD finger-containing protein 3-like. NCBI's taxonomy places the organism in Eukaryota, Metazoa, Chordata, Actinopteri, Cypriniformes, Cyprinidae. The record is from RefSeq and is a predicted model, not a curated record. Gene Ontology annotation, biological process: regulation of transcription by RNA polymerase II. Gene Ontology annotation, molecular function: protein binding. The transcript has 12 exons. The annotation marks the transcript as partial.
UCAUCACAAAACCACUGCUCCACCUCUCACGGACAAUCUCAGAUGCAUUCGAGCGUGAAUAGCCACCAUGGCACCUUACCCAAACCCACUUUCAGAGAACAAGAGUCUUAUGAACCGGUCGAGGCGCCUCCUCGCCCUUCGGCGUACUACCGCUACAUUGAGAAGUCCGGUGAAGAGAUGGAAAUGGAUGCGGAGUAUGACAUGGACGAGGAGGACAUGGCCUGGCUGGAGCUGGUGAACGAAAGACGAGCGUCGGAAGGCCAUCCGCAAGUGUCACCCGACACUUUCGAACUCCUACUAGAUCGUCUAGAAACAGAGUCGUUCUUAGAGUUGCGAAGCCAAGCGCCCUCACAGAGCAUCAUCGACGAAGACGCCUUCUGUUGCGUCUGCCUCGACGACGAAUGUCUCAACAGUAACGUCAUCCUGUUUUGUGACAUCUGCAACCUGGCUGUGCACCAGGAGUGUUACGGCGUUCCCUACAUCCCUGAGGGCCAGUGGCUCUGCCGCUGUUGCCUGCAGUCGCCCUCUCGCCCCGUGGACUGCGUGCUUUGCCCAAAUCGGGGCGGAGCAUUUAAACAGACCAGCAACGGGCGAUGGGCGCACGUGGUCUGCGCUAUUUGGAUCCCGGAGGUGUGUUUCGCCAACACGGUCUUCCUUGAGCCCAUCGAUGGCGUGGACAACAUUCCACCAGCUAGGUGGAAGCUAACGUGUUACCUGUGUAAGCAGAAAGGUUGCGGAGCGUCCAUUCAGUGCCACAAGGCCAAUUGUUACACGGCUUUCCAUGUAACCUGUGCACAGAGAGCGGGACUCUUUAUGAAAAUAGAGCCGGUCAGAGAGACUACUAUGAAUGGGACUACGUUUUCGGUGAAAAAGACUGCGUUUUGUGAGGUGCACUCUCCGCCUGCGAAGGACAGGUCAGAUGAUGAAGAGACCGGGGGGAGGGUUUUGGGGUGUCGGGCUAACAGGGGUCGCAGUGCCUACACGCAAACGCCACAGCUUAAGAAGCAGAAACGAAGCAAUAAACUGGAUUCUAAGCAGCAGCAGAAGAAAGGAAAGAAAGAAGAGGUGUCAAAAGUCACAACGCCUUUGGUCACUGUCCCAGAAAUACCUACUCACAGAUUGAACAAAAUUUCUAAAGAUGUGAUCAUACAGAAGAAGAAUCAGUUCAUGCAGAGACUUCACAACUAUUGGUUGCUUAAGCGUCAGUCACGCAACGGAGUGCCUCUCAUUCGUCGUUUGCAUUCACAUCUGCAGGGUCAGAGGAGUGCAGAACAGGUGGAGCCAGAUGAAAAGCUGAAUGCUGUGAGAGAAGAGCUGAAAUACUGGCAAAAGCUUCGUCACGAUCUGGAGCGAGCGCGACUCCUGAUCGAGCUCAUUCGCAAGAGAGAGAAACUAAAGAGAGAGCAGGUAAAGAUUCGCCAGGCUGUGACUGAGCAUCAGUUAACUCCGGUCCUGGUACUGCUGCGAUCCACUUUAGAACAGCUUCAGGAGAAAGAUACUGCAAAAAUAUUUGCACAGCCUGUCGAUUUGAAAGAGGUCCCAGAUUACCUGGAGUUUAUCACGCAGCCCAUGGACUUCUCCACCAUAAAAUCCAAAUUGGAGGCUCACAAAUAUCGCUCCGUCACUGACCUUGAAGCUGAUUUCAACCUCAUGAUCAAUAACUGCCUGCUUUAUAAUUCUAAAGACACUGUGUUUUACCAAGCUGCAAUACACCUGAGGGACCUAGGGGGCGCUAUCCUGAGGCAUGCUCAGAGACAAGCCCAAAACACAGGCUUCGACCUGGACACGGGCAUGCACCUGGCAGAAUCGCCACAUAAAAAUGACUACUACCGCUGCACUUUGGAAGAUGUCGACACGCUGCUAGACCCUGAUAAUCGAUUGCACAUGACGACGGAAAACCAGUUGAGGGAGCUGCUAGAUAAAUUAGACGUGGUGACGUCCAUGCGCUCGAGUGGUGCACGCACACGCCGUAUACGCCUGCUCCGGCGAGAAAUCAACAGCAUCCGCUAUAAGCAGCAGUCGCGGAACUCACACAUGCUCAAUGGAGACCUCAAAGAGGAAGACGAGGAGGAGGAUGAAGACAAGGAGAGGGAUGGUGAACAUAACCUGUUGUCAUCGUCAUCGUCAGAUAAAGAUGACUGUAAAUCAACCCCCCCACCCAUGCUGGAACCCACAGGCCUGGCUUUGUCCCCUCCCCCAGCAGACACCCACCAAGAACCGCCAACCCUCCGACCCAUGACAUCUGACCCCAGGACGUCCCCAUGCCCACCUAAGCGCCUCAAACUUGACAGCGAGAGCCAAGAGGCCAAUUCAGACGCUGCACCUGUGAACAGCUGCACCAAACCUGAGGACCGCCCACCCGAGAACAAACUGAUCAACGGCCUCUCCUCCACAGAGUCACCGACCCGGCCUGCCACAGGAGGGGUCGGCCGGCGGACGUCCGUCCUUUUCAAAAAAGCAAAAAAUGGAGCAAAGCUCCAGCGUGAGAGAGACAAUCAGAUGCAGAACGGAAGCAGGGAGGAGGCCGUCAGUGCUGACCCAGACCCUGCACGCACACCCAACUGCACCGCCACCCUCAAGACUGAAACUUCAGCCCAGCCAAAACCUUCAACACCUCCGCCCAUAUCAACCCCGGCCAAACAGAGAGCAAGAAGCCGCAGCUGUAGUCCAGAGCACGAGAGAACGCCCCCUCAACUCACUCUAGAGCCUGCUCUCACCAACGGAUUCAGAAAGCACAAAGAUGGCGGCUCUGACUCAGAAUGCAGCUCAUCUCCGACUCUCAGAGAACUUGUCUCACCCCCUAAAAAGAGCCGAGGGAAACCUGCAUUGUCCAAAGUCCCUUUUUUAGAAACUGUUAACGGAGACUCUGACUACACUGGGACUGAUGUUCUGUCAAACGGUGAUGCGCCUGAACCUGAAGCUCUGGAUUUGGUGUGGGCCAAAAGCAGAGGAUAUCCAUCCUACCCUGCUCUGAUCAUAGAUCCAGACAUGCCUCAGGAGGGUCUUCUGCAUAAUGGAGUUCCCAUCCCUGUGCCUCCGCUUGACGUGCUGCACCUUGGUGAGCAGAGACAAGAAGAAGCCGGCGAGAAACUCUUCCUGGUUCUCUUCUUCGACAACAAACGCACCUGGCAGUGGCUGCCACGAGAUAAAGUGAUCCCCCUUGGCGUUGACGACACGGCCGAUAAACUGCGUUUGAUGGAGGGCAAGAAGACCAGUAUCCGGAAGUCUGUGCAGGUGGCCUACGACCGAGCUAUGAUCCACUUGAGCCGAGUUCGAGGAGAUCAUGGUUUUGUCGGCUCCAACUACAUGUAGAACAGAAACGCCAACGGCAUCUGUCCUAACGUACCACUCACAUGGGCUUUCUAAGGUGGUCUGAGAGCCAUUUGGUUAGUGCACCAGGUAUUAGACUCCUGAUCAUUCAGUUCAGUUUAGUUUAUCCAUGUGUUCAUGACGCAACCCUCUCAGUCAUUUCAGAUUCAGAACUGGAAAGUACAGUGGCUUCUACCAAUAAUUAGUUUUUAUGAGGUGUCACUUUAUGGUGAUGGCGAGUCUAAACCACAUAGACUCAGAGUUUUAGCAUUUGGGUACAUUCAGAGCAAUUCAUUUCUGAAAUAUGUAUUUUAAAUGAAUGAACUUAAAGAAUAUAAACGUUUGAAUGGAUCACUGCCAUUUUCUUAAGAUAGCUUUUUACUUUUUAAAGUUUUACAAACCACUUGUAUAUUGUAAAGACACUUGUGUAUAUAAGUAUGUUUUUUUUUUUUUAUCAUAUAGUAUCUAAUUUAAUUUUUUUUCUUCUCUGGUUUAUUGUGAAAUAAAUUGCCUGGAGGAAUGAAGAAAUGAAGGGUUGUGUAUAUACGUGUAAAAAGAUUUUCAGAUGAACUGACUUCCUACAUAGUUUAUCUUGCUCGUCUUUGAUAGCGGAUGAUGUGAGUGUUCAUAUAUAUAUAUACAUUAACGGCAUACGAUCGUGUAUGUAUAUGUAUAUGUACAUGUACCGACUCACGGUUGUCUAUGGUUAAAUAUAUAUUCUCAUUUUUGAUACAAAAAAGUAAUUUAUUUAUGGACCGGAAAGAGAUGCAGGAAUUAAAUUAUAUUGGUUCAAGAUGGAAAGCAGAUCUCUUAUUUAAGAUGAUAAACUAUUGCAUAGGCUUUUAAGAUCUAACUUCACAUCAUGUGCUUUCAGAUCCUGGUUUAGUUCUGUUUAAGAUUUCAAGGUGAAAUGUU